AUGGCGGUGCCUAUUCCAAUCGACGUGAAUGUUACCAAAAAGGAUUUGACUGAAGCGCUUGGAGAUAGUAUUACUCUUUACCAGCAGAGUUUGAAAUCAUGGUUUCGACAAAAGAUGUCAAAAGAAGAAUUUGAUUUGGAGGCCAGAAAAAUAUUGAAAGCAGACAUGGUUCACCUCCACAAUCGUUUCCUGUUGGCUAUUCUUGCCAAAUGCCAAGUCCUAAGUAAUACAGCUGUGACAACAGAGAAAGCACCCAGUGCCUCCAACUCUUCCCCUAAACAGAAACCUACCAAACAGAAAAAGAAAGCAGUGACUGCAGCCAGUAGAAAUAACUAUACACAAAAAUUUGUGCCAGUGAAUCCACUGUCGUAUGCACCACUGGUGAGUCCCCGGAGCUUGGAGGAUGAUAUCAAUGUUGGUUUUGCAUCAAGAGAGGCCACCUUGCCUGAUAUUUCCAUGGUUCAUGGUCGGAUGUAUGUAUGUGCCUGGGAGAAUGGUUUGGAUGAUGUGGCUGAAAAUGCAGUCAAAUUUGUGAUGACAGCAGUUGAGAGUCAACUCAAGAACAUUAUUGUAAAAGUUUUGGGACGUAAAAGUGGUUACCGUGUACGAGAAAAGCGCUUCAAGCAUUCCAUUGGCUGUGAUGUUCCUAAUCCGUACUUACAACGGUCUUAUCUCAAGGUUAAUUAUCUUUGUGAUAGCAAUACCACUGAAAUCUCCAACUCUGAAGAAGCAGCUGAAAUGGAAGCUGUGCAGCAACUUGCUUCUAUUCCAAUGAACAAACGUGUACGGAUUGAUCAAGGGCCAAUAACAUUGUUUCAUCUGCUUGAUGCUUUACAGCUGUAUAAAAAUGUGAUUCCAUCCCAUUCUGUGUAUGUCCCAGCUGUGGAGAAAACAAUUCACAAAUUACGACACCCAACUCAUGAAGAACUCGAGCAAGAUGUCAUCUAUCAGCAGGAAAUGAACCUGAAGCAACAACUUGCACAACAACAGCAUCAGAUGCAAUUGCAGUUGGUGCUCUAG
Messenger RNA from Acanthosepion pharaonis, 1020 nucleotides. NCBI's taxonomy places the organism in Eukaryota, Metazoa, Mollusca, Cephalopoda, Sepiida, Sepiidae. The record is from the annotation of a GenBank genome assembly.